This is a messenger RNA of Oppiella nova, 1233 nucleotides long. The record is from the annotation of a GenBank genome assembly. Lineage: Eukaryota; Metazoa; Arthropoda; Arachnida; Sarcoptiformes; Oppiidae.
AUGGAUAGACAGCACCGGUGGAAAGAGAUCAUCUCAUGGGGUAGGGAUGAGGAGACCGUCAAAUUCUGGACCCUUUCCUCGUGGAAGUUCGACGCAGAGAGGACUGUGGGCUCGCGAAAGGACAAACUGACCAUCGUCAAUCUACCUGUUUAUGCAAUGGCAGGUGUGAUAAGAGGUCUCAUAGAGAAGCUUCCCCUGUCUUUGGCCAUCGCACCGGUAGUUUUCGCAGCCGUUAACGUACUGUUUAUGACACACGGCGAGGGACUGUUAAGACAGGUGACAGCCGCCCAACUCAUAGAGGGCUAUCCGUUCAGGAUAUUAGACACCAUCGAUGUGGUGACCAAACCGUUGGCCUGGUUUGGCAUCAAACUGCCCGACACAGGAAUGCCUCAAAACAAGUUCGGACUCCUACACGUCAAGAACUUCACCAAAGGUGGUCCCUAUGAGGUGUAUACGGGACAGGGAGGCACCAAGUUUCUCAAGUUUGUCACUUAUAAAGAUAAAAGGACACUGGACUUUUACAAAGACCCGAAAUGCAAUCUACUGAAUGGGACGGACGGCACAAGUAUGGGCUCAUUCCUCACCAAAGACGAUGUCCUCUACGUAUUCAAUGGGGACGCCUGCAGAUCCAUUUACGCCAGAUAUAAGGGCCCGUCGAGUGUGAAGGGUAUCCCCGCCUGGCGUUUCGUACUGCCGGCCGAUCUGUUCGCCUCACCCAAGAAAAACCCGGCCAACCGGUGCUUCUGUACGACCCCUAAGGACCCGGAUAUGUGCGACGGUAUCUUCGAUGUGGGCCCGUGUCAGUCGGGCGCACCCCUCGCCUACUCCUUCCCCCAUCUCAUGCACGCCGGGCCUAAGGUCAGGGCCAACGUGGAGGGCAUGCGUCCCGACCCCGACAAACACGAGACCUUUUUCGAUGUCGAACCGGUCUCGUGUUUGUCGGGGUCGGGACGCAUGCCCUCCACGCCCGGCGUGCAUGAGAUGGGGGAAGGAGUAGGCGAGGGGUGCGCCCGACUGACACGGGCCCACAUCGAAGAUACCGUCGCACAUAUCCGGAAGCACCGGUUGGCCGGGUUUUUCUUGGGUGAGGCGAACAGAUCGGCCGGCAGUACGAAACGCCAGGCGGGGAUACCCUUCACACUCGACGGGCCCUUAUAUCUGGCGUAUGGCAGACACUCACCUGCAGGCGUCCCCAUUGAAUACGUAGAGGACAUCGUCUUUGGUGAGGAAUGA